AUGACUUAUGAAGAACAAGCAUCGUAUGAAAAACAUAUUAAACAAUGUUCACAACAAAUGUCAAGGCAAGAUUUAACUGAAAGCAUUAGUUGUUGUAUAUCAAAACAAAUUCUACGUGAUCCAGUUGUAGCAGCCGAUGGAUUUACUUACGAACGAGAACAGAUUUUACAUUGGUUUCAACAUUCAAAUAGAAGUCCGAUGACAAAUGAGGAACUAGACACAUUAGAGGUAAAACCAAAUUUUGCAAUCAGAGCGAUUCUGUCUGCAUUGAUAAAAUCAAAUAAAAAAUCAAAAUAA
Didymodactylos carnosus is the source of this 297-nucleotide messenger RNA. Lineage: Eukaryota; Metazoa; Rotifera; Eurotatoria; Philodinida; Philodinidae. The record is from the annotation of a GenBank genome assembly.